This is a messenger RNA of Bufo gargarizans (Asiatic toad), 2125 nucleotides long. RefSeq names its product proteasome 26S subunit, non-ATPase 3 (gene PSMD3). NCBI's taxonomy places the organism in Eukaryota, Metazoa, Chordata, Amphibia, Anura, Bufonidae. The transcript is spliced from 12 exons. Gene Ontology annotation, cellular component: proteasome regulatory particle, lid subcomplex; proteasome complex. The coding region runs from base 70 to 1572 and encodes 500 amino acids. Gene Ontology annotation, biological process: regulation of protein catabolic process; ubiquitin-dependent protein catabolic process. Gene Ontology annotation, molecular function: protein binding; enzyme regulator activity. The record is from RefSeq and is a predicted model, not a curated record.
GCCUGAGACUUGCCAGUCAUUCCUGGACCGGAAGAGGAAACCGUCCUCAGUAGGCACCGGGUUUUUACCAUGAAGGAGGCUACAGUUAAACGGCGAGAACCGGAGGAUGUUGAGAUGAAGGAGGAGGAACCAGCUGCCGUAACCGGAGAGGGAGGGAAGAAGGAGCUGGAUAGCGUGACCCUGGAAGAUAUUAAGGAACAUGUGAAACAGAUUGAGAAAGCAGUGUCUGGUAAGGAGCCUCGAUUUGUUCUACGUGCCCUGAGAGCAUUGCCUUCCACAUCACGUCGCCUGAACCCCAAUGUCCUGCACAAAGCAAUCAAUGGCUUCUUCACAUCCAACCCUGCCACACGUGAUAUGUUGCUGAGCUUCCUGGAGGAGCUAAUGGACACUGAAGGUGAUUUGCAAUUCAGACCACGAACUGGCAAAGCUGCUUCAGCACCUUUGCUGCCUGAAGUGGAAGCCUACUUGCAGUUACUUCUGGUGAUAUACUUGAUGAACAGCAAACGUUACACUGAGGCACAGAAAGUGUCCGAUGACUUGAUGCAGAAGAUCAGCCCGCAGAACCGACGAGCUCUUGACAUAAUAGUGGCCAAGUGCUACUACUACCACUCUCGUAUCUAUGAAUUCCGCAACAAGCUGGAUGUUGUCAGAAGCUUCUUGCAUGCAAGACUGCGCACAGCCACACUCCGGCAUGAUGCAGAUGGACAGGCUACGCUGCUUAACCUGCUACUCAGAAACUACUUACAGUACAACCUGUACGACCAGGCUGAGAAGCUGGUGUCCAAGUCUGUGUUCCCUGAGCAAGCUAAUAACAAUGAGUGGGCCAGAUACUUGUAUUAUACGGGCCGCAUUAAAGCCAUUCAGUUGGAAUAUACUGAAGCAAGAAGGACCCUAACUAAUGCCUUAAGAAAGGCCCCCCAGCAUACCGCAGUGGGCUUCAAGCAGACAGUUCACAAACUUCUGAUAGUGGUGGAGCUGUUAUUGGGGGAAAUUCCAGAUCGUCUUCAAUUCAGACAGUUGUCAUUGAAAAGGUCUUUAAUGCCGUAUUUUCUGCUUACUCAAGCUGUGCGCACAGGCAACCUGUCCAAAUUCAAUCAGGUGCUGGAGCAGUUCUGUGAGAAGUUCCAGACAGAUGGUACAUACACACUCAUCAUUCGGUUGAGACAUAAUGUUAUCAAGACAGGUGUUCGUAUGAUCAGUCUGUCAUACUCCAGGAUUUCAUUGCCUGACAUUGCUCAGAAAUUACAGCUUGACAGUCCAGAGGAUGCAGAGUUCAUAGUGGCUAAGGCAAUCCGUGAUGGAGUCAUUGAGGCCAGUAUUAAUCAUGAGAAGGGAUAUGUCCAGUCUAAAGAGAUGACUGAUAUCUAUUCUACAAGGGAACCUCAGCUGGCCUUUCAUCAACGCAUUUCAUUCUGUCUAGACAUACACAAUAUGUCUGUCAAGGCUAUGAGAUUUCCUCCUAAAUCUUACAACAAAGACUUGGAGUCAGCUGAGGAACGGCGUGAAAGAGAACAGCAGGAUUUAGAAUUUGCUAAAGAAAUGGCAGAGGAUGAUGAUGAUGGAUUUCCGUGACCCUCACUUUUAGCUAUGCUUACACUUAUGUUAAAUUUAUAAUAGGGGUUUUGGUUUCAUGCCAUAUUGGUCAUUGUAUAAACAUAACUGCAUGUCUAUUCAGUGGAGAGUGGGACGCCUUUUCAUAUACACUGUGACAGAACCACCAGCACUUACUGUGUUAGGCGGACUUAUCACAAUGUAGUUAUGGUAGGGUUUUUUUAAACAAACUACAUCCUUCUUGUCUUAAGACCCACUCAAGGUUUCUAACUUUGACAACUGCACUGUAUUAAGCCAACAUUAUAUAGUGUAUUAAUAAGACCUGGCUAGCCGUCACUACUGAGUCUCAAACUUUGAAUUUAUUUUCAUUGUCUUGUAGUCAACUCCUGAUAUAAUUCUCCUUAGUGCUUACAUCAAGUUACACAAGGAAGAACAUGGCCCAUAUUACAAAUUGUCAUUGACUUACAAAUUAGGAUUUUGUUCAAAUUUUUUUUUUUUUUAAUCUGUAGGGUAAAGACAUGUCAUAUUUUCAAUUUGCUCUUUAGUAAUUCAUUAAAAGCUGUUUGUAUCCAAA